UUUCUCUUCUCAUUCCGUGAGGAGGAGGGCGGACUGCAGGAACACUACCCAAUUGUUUUGUUCUGAAAGUGUUUAGCAUUGCUAAAGGAAACAACUAGAAGCUGGACCAGAGAAUGGCAAAUACCUAUGUUGCUACGUCUGAUGGGUACUACCUCGCUGAACCCACACAGUAUUAUGAUAUUUUGCCAGAACAAUUCCAUUAUCAGCUGUGUGAUACGGAUUUCCAAGAACCACCCUAUUGUCAAUAUUCCACUGCUCAGUUUCCUCCAGCGUUACAGUCCCCAUCUUUACAAAGCCAUUUCAACACACAUGGCUUGGAUCCACAGCACAGUGGAGGCGGUUGGUGUGGACUCGACGCUCGAGAAUCUAGUCAGUCCACUUAUGUGGUUGUUCAUGAUGAUGAAGAUGAAUUCCCUGGGGCACAAAGGUGCAGACCAACUUGUUCUUUACGCUGGAAGGGACAAGAUGAGCUCUGCAUGGUCUGCGGUGACAAGGCAUCAGGAUAUCACUACAAUGCACUUACCUGUGAGGGCUGCAAAGGCUUUUUCCGGCGUAGCAUUACCAAGAAUGCAGUGUAUUCUUGCAAGAAUGGUGGUCACUGUGAAAUGGACAUGUACAUGCGCAGAAAAUGCCAAGAGUGCAGACUGAAGAAGUGUAAGGCGGUGGGGAUGUUGGCAGAAUGUUUGCUCACAGAGAUCCAGUGUAAGUCAAAGAGACUUCGCAAGAACUUCAAGCACGGGCCUGCCCUGUACCCGGCCAUUCAAGUGGAAGAUGAAGGAGCAGACACCAAACACGUGUCAUCCACCACCAGAUCUGGGAAAGGGGUUCAGGACAACAUGACUCUAACUCAAGAGGAACAUCGGCUUCUGAAUACCAUAGUGACUGCUCACCAAAAAUCCAUGAUUCCCUUGGGAGAAACAAGCACACUUCUGCAGGAGGGUUCCAACCCUGAACUAAGUUUUCUGAGACUCUCAGAGGUAUCAGUCCUGCACAUACAAGGGCUAAUGAAGUUUACCAAGGGACUCCCAGGAUUUGAAAAUUUAACCACUGAGGAUCAGGCUGCAUUACAGAAGGAGUCAAAAACUGAAGUGAUGUUCCUUCAUGUAGCCCAGCUUUAUGGUGGGAAAGACUCAACCUCUGGAAGUACUAUGAGACCAGCAAUGCCCUCGGCUGGGACACUAGAGGUGCAUAAUCCUAGCGGUGAUGAAAGUGUUCAUUCUCCAGAAAACCUUCUCAAGGAAGGCUACCCUUCUGCUCCUCUAACUGAUAUUACUAAAGAAUUUAUUGCCUCACUGUCUUACUUCUACAGAAGAAUGAGUGAACUUCACGUAACGGAUACUGAAUAUGCUCUGCUUACGGCAACAACAGUGCUUUUCUCAGAUCGUCCAUGCCUUAAAAAUAAGCAGCAUAUAGAAAACCUACAAGAACCAGUCCUGCAACUUUUGUUUAAGUUUUCAAAAAUGUACCAUCCAGAAGACCCACAGCAUUUCGCCCACCUCAUAGGGAGGCUUACUGAACUGAGAACUCUGAGUCACAGCCACUCCGAAAUCCUUCGCAUGUGGAAAACAAAGGACCCCAGGUUGGUGAUGUUAUUCUCUGAGAAAUGGGAUCUGCACUCAUUUUCCUGAAAAUUUACAGUGGUGAGGCUUGCCUUAAAAUUUCAAAAUCAAAAUUGGAUGAAUGAUUUGAAAAAAUGUGAACAAAAUCAUUGAGUUAUCACACAUCACCUUAAAAUGGAGAUCCAAAAGGCUCAUCAGGGUUUGUGGAAAUUUCAACUCUUAGAAGAUGAACACUCCAGGAUUCAUCUCAAGAUUGGAUGCAAAGAAAAAAAAAAUGGAGCCAUGUGGUGGCAUAGGCUCUGUACUUGAGAGACAGAGACAAGAGGACCCCAUGUUUAAGGCAGUUCUGGGCUAUGUAGCGAGACCUCAUCUCAGAAGAAAAAAGAGAAGAACUAAUGGCCAUCGUUUUGUCUCCAAUCCUCACCUAAAGAAACUAUUUUUUGUUUGUUUGUUUAGCUGAAACACAUAAUGUAUAAAUGUGAACACGGGUAGGUUAUGGUUAGGAUAAGGCAGUUUGUAUGCCUCACUGACUAAGGACACAUGAAUAGUGUAGCAGCUAAUGCUUAGAACUGCUUCUUCAUGAAAGAGGAACAAGCCUUUUCAAAUUGUAUCUGCUUUAUAUUUUAAAUAAGGAUGUGCUAAUUGUACAGAAUGGUAGUUUCAUUAUGGGAAUUUCAUAUGUAUAUAUUAGAUAUUUCUGGCAUAUUUGCCACCCACCCUGUGAUGCCCACACUGCCGAUGCCCUUCUCAUCCCCCUAACAUUUCCCUUCCUCUGCCGUGCCCUAAAACACCAGAUUCACACGCGCAAGAAAACAGUUUUUUAAACAAUUUUUUAUUAGAUAUUUUCUUCAUUUACAAUUCAAAUGCUAUCCCAAAAGUCCCUUAUACCCUCCCCUCACCCUGCUCUCCAACCCACCCACUUCUGCUUCCUGGCCCUGGUAUUCCCCUGUUUGGGGGUAUAUAAUCUUUGCAAGACCAAGGGCCUCUCCUCCAUUAGGCCAUCUGCAAGAAAACAUUCGAUUCCAGUCUGAGUCUGUUUUAUUUCCUUUGACAUGACUAUCUCAUCAAUAUCUGCAAAUGACAUAACUUCAUUCCUCUUAAGGAUGGAAAGGACUGGAUUGUGUAUGUAUAUCUGUAUAUAUUACAUUUUAUUUAUCCAUCUGCUGAUGACACCUAAUUUGAUUCUGUAUCUUGGCCACUGUGAAUCGUGCUAUAAUAAACCUAUGUAGGUUUUUAGAUUUUA
Mus caroli (Ryukyu mouse) is the source of this 2802-nucleotide messenger RNA. Its product is annotated as bile acid receptor-like. The record is from RefSeq and is a predicted model, not a curated record. Gene Ontology annotation, molecular function: zinc ion binding; nuclear receptor activity; RNA polymerase II cis-regulatory region sequence-specific DNA binding. Gene Ontology annotation, biological process: lipid metabolic process; cell differentiation; positive regulation of transcription by RNA polymerase II. Gene Ontology annotation, cellular component: RNA polymerase II transcription regulator complex. NCBI's taxonomy places the organism in Eukaryota, Metazoa, Chordata, Mammalia, Rodentia, Muridae.